AUGACUGACAAACCAGGCCCUUCCAAGCGCUCUAGUAGCCGUUUAACUUCGUGUUCCCGUGCUAAAAAAAAAGCCCGUAAAAUUAGUACAGAUAGUAGUUUGGAAGAUUUUGUAUAUUCGAGUGAAGAAGCUGCGUUUUCUCAAUGUUGUGAUGAAGACGAUGUGAGCCGUGGAGAAGAAGGCAGCGAUAAUAGCGAUGAUAGUAUUUUUGAAACUAGGCGCCGUAAUCGAAGAGACAAACUUCAGCCGCCAGAAUGUCAGAAGAGUUCAGAGCAGGUACACAAUUUAUUAUUAUGUGAUAGAGAAGAACGCAAUAAAGAGAAACUUACUCAAGAAGUAUCUACAGAUUAUCAAAUGGAUACCUCCCCUUCUAUCUAA
Danaus chrysippus (African queen) is the source of this 378-nucleotide messenger RNA. The record is from the annotation of a GenBank genome assembly. NCBI's taxonomy places the organism in Eukaryota, Metazoa, Arthropoda, Insecta, Lepidoptera, Nymphalidae.